CUUUGAAUCAUAGAGAAAAUGAACCAAAAGGUUUGAUUCCGAGAGAGAAAGAAUUAGGAUAUAUAAACUCUCGGACCAAGCUGCUCUCAGCAAUGGAUCAUAGCAGUGUAGCUCCGGUGACGGUCGAUACCGGCCUCGUUGUGGACGUUGCUCCUCCGGCUAGGAAGACGAAGAAACCCUCAAGGGGUGGAUGGAGCUCCGCAAUCUUCAUCAUUUUUGUCGAGGUGGCAGAGAGGUUCGCGUACUACGGGCUUGUGGGGAACCUCAUCACCUACCUGAUGAAGGAGCUGGGGCAGCCGAUGGCCGCGGCUGCUCAGAACGUGAACAUAUGGGUUGGGGUGUCAUCCCUAUUUCCAGUGGCCGGAGCCCUUGUCGCUGACUCCUAUCUCGGCCGGUUCAGGACCAUCCUCAUUUCCUCCAUCAUAUACUUCAUGGGUAUGAUUCUAAUGACCUUCUCGGUCUCCAUCGUCCCGAGGCAUAACCGGGAAGCAGUAUUCUUCAUGGCGUUGUAUAUACUGGCCAUCGGGGAAGGCGGGCACAAGCCGUGCGUGCAGACUUUUGCAGCUGACCAGUUCGAUGAGGACCUGCCGGAGGAGAAGAUGGCAAAGAGCUCCUUCUUCAAUUGGUGGUACAUGGGGAUUGUGGUCGGUGCUACCGCAGGCAUAUUCUUCGUGAUUUAUAUCCAGGACAAUGUUGGGUGGACUGAGGGAGCUCUGGUGCUAGCCGCAGCAGUUGCAAUUGCCCUGGCCGUGUUCUUGAUGGGCUCUAAACGGUACAGGCGGCAGGACCCAACUGGAAGCCCAUUCGCGCAGGUUGCCCAUGUGGUCGUGGCCGCAGUGAAGAAGCGGCGCCUGCAAGAGGCCGGCAAUGGGAGAGACCUGUGUUAUGUUGACACCAAUGCAAGGGAUGGGGCCCACAAGGAUGGCUCUCGGGCCCGGGCACGGUCUCUUGCCCGGACCAGCCAGCUGAGAUUCUUGGAAAAGGCAAUGAUCGUCGACAGCAUAGACCAAUCAAGCAAAGCGAGAGAUCCGUGGCGUCUCUGCUCGUUGAACCAGGUGGAAGAAGUGAAACUCGUCUUCCGGCUCGUGCCUAUAUGGCUCGCUUGCAUAAUGUUCGCCGUAGUCCAGUCCCAGGGGCACACCUUCUUCGUAAAGCAAGGAGGCACGAUGAACCGAUCGAUCGGCGGGUCACACUUCCAGAUCCCGGCAGCUUCACUCCAGGGAUUCUUGGGGCUAACCAUCCUUGCUGCCACCCUCGCCUAUGACCGUCUCUUUGUCCCGGUAGCCCGGAGGAUCACAGGGCAUCCGUCUGGGAUCCCAAUGCUCCAUAGGAUUGGGAUUGGCCUAUUUGUAUCCAUCAUCAACAUGGCCGUCUCGGGAUGCAUCGAAGCCUGGAGGGUCAGGACCGCGGUGGAACACGGCCUCAGGGACAACCCUAAAGCGAUUGUGCCAAUAAGCGUCUGGUGGCUCCUGCCCCCAUACAUGCUGUGCGGGAUAUCCGAUGCAUUCACCAUCGUUGGCCUCCAGGAGCUGUUCUACGACCAAGUGCCUGAGGCCAUGCGGAGCAUGGGGGCGGCUGCAUACAUAAGUGUGGUAGGAGUGGGGAGCUUCGUGAGUAGCGGCAUCAUAGCAAUCGUUCAGGCGAUCACCGCCGGGAAUGGUGACAAGUGGCUUGGCGACAACCUCAACACCGCUCACCUCGACCGCUACUACUGGGUGCUGGCCGGGCUGAGCGCCAUAAACCUUUGCAUCUACUUGUUGAUUGCAAGAGGCUUUGAGUACAAGAAGCUGGAGGAUGAUGAUGAGAUGAUACAGCUUGGUGAGAAGCAGAUCAGUGUUAAAGAUGAUGUAUAAAAGACCUAUGGACAAUAGAACAGAACAUCAUGUUAAUUAGGUGUUUCAAAGGAUUAAUGGUUCUAGGUGGAAGAAAGUAUAGCUUCUAUAUAUAGUGAAAGACAUGUCAAUUUCUAAGGUGCUAAGAUAUGCCGAUGUUUUAACUCAGUUCUGCAUCGAUCUAGUCGGUGUUGUUAUCCCGUGGAUCUCUCGUCUCCUGAGCAUCAUAUCCGACUAAGAAGUCCAUCUAUAUGCAAACGGUUGGUCUUUUCGUGUUA
Punica granatum (pomegranate) is the source of this 2110-nucleotide messenger RNA. The record is from RefSeq and is a predicted model, not a curated record. NCBI's taxonomy places the organism in Eukaryota, Viridiplantae, Streptophyta, Magnoliopsida, Myrtales, Lythraceae.